AUUUGUCUGAGACCAGUAAAAGUUCUCAAAACGGUAUAUCAAGUGAUCCAACAAUUGUAUCAGAAAGAGAUGCUUUUGAAAAAAGAGAACCGAUAGAUUUUACAUCUUUCAAUCCGGCAAGAGAUAAUAUCCGGUGA
This is a messenger RNA of Racocetra fulgida, 137 nucleotides long. The record is from the annotation of a GenBank genome assembly. NCBI's taxonomy places the organism in Eukaryota, Fungi, Glomeromycota, Glomeromycetes, Diversisporales, Gigasporaceae.